Alternaria conjuncta is the source of this 1068-nucleotide messenger RNA. RefSeq lists its product as uncharacterized. Lineage: Eukaryota; Fungi; Ascomycota; Dothideomycetes; Pleosporales; Pleosporaceae. The transcript has 4 exons. Bases 1 to 1068 code for a protein of 355 amino acids. The record is from RefSeq and is a predicted model, not a curated record.
AUGUCCGAAAGCUCAACAACCUCCUCAUCUGGUCUCGCGGACUCCUACAUUGCCAAGAAGAGUUUCGAUGCUUCUCAGUGCACCAUAUACAAAGAACCCUUCCCCGAGCAUCUCAUGGUACCCAUGAACUUGUUAUCGAGCACAGGACGUCGUCGCGCGGUCAUUCAUCAGCACCAGCAGACAAAGGGGGCACCCAAAGCCACCAAAGACUUUGUUGGUCCUGCGAAGGCUCAGAAAAGCACCUCAAAAGAUGUAAAAGAUGACGCGCAAUCAGCGGUUUCAUGGUUAGCGAGUCUGACUGCUGAGCAAGAGAGCAUACUCAUGCACCCUCCAAAACUCUUCUCUCCAGCGACAGCCCUCAAAGAUCUCGCACAUGCUCCAACCAGCAUCAGUUGGGCAGAACUAUCGGAGCGUAUGAGAGAUGUUCACUCGUUAGACCGACUCUUCGCCGAUUUCGCUAAAUUACGCGUAAAAUAUAAGGUCAAUGUCAAUACCGUCACACCAAUUUGUUUACUGGCAACCUCGCUAAACAAUGUAGCAAUAUACAGUGAUAUACCCUAUUGUGCUUUCGAGGAAGGCGAAGCUGUGAUAUUCAUGGCUCUCAACGUCUGGACAUCGGAAGAGAGGAUGAGCUGGAGCAUUGCUCCGCCAGCACAGCGUGUGAAAGCAUGUUCAGCGUGGGAAACCAGCAUACGAGAGAGACUCAACCGAGAUGGCAUGAUCACAGUACAACACAAAGAUGCGAAUUCUCUGCUCUGGGUUCGUUCAAUCGUUACCGACGAUAGCGCGAUUGCAGACUCCACAAGAGCAGGAGAAUUGCUAUUCUCAGAACGGAAAGCUACACUCAAUCCAGACAAGUUGCAGAGCAGUAAUGACCUCAUAAAUCUGCUCGUUAGCUCAUUCCAUCGACAACUUGGUAAGAAGAAGUGGGGGGAUCUGCAGAAGUUUGCCCUGAACAUACUCCGUCAGAACCGAGCACCGACCCCGUAUAAGAGGUCAAAAAUUGCGAGACUGAUUUUAGACAAACGUGAAGGACAGGCCGUGGAGAUUGAUGAGGACUCAGGUUGA